AAAUUUGGAGGAAAGACUCAAGUAAACAAAAUGGACAUUGAACCUGGAAAGAAAAUUUAUUCUACCUCAUUCAAUCAGGAUUGCACUUGUUUAGCGGUGGGACAUGAGGAUGGCUUUUGUUUCUACUCUCUUCACUCAAUUGAUAAACUUGAAAAAAUACAGGAAUAUUCAACUCCUUGUCCUUUUAUUGUUGAGAGGCUGUUUAAUAAAUCUUUGAUAACUUAUUCUUCGAUGAACAAUAAAGAAAAAUUAAAGAUUUUGAAAGUAAGGUGGUCUUACACGUACCCUGACCAUAUACUUGCUGUCCGAAUAAAUAAAGCGAUGGUUGUGGUCUGUUUGGAGGAUACUAUUCACAUUCACAAAAUUGUCAGCAUGAAGAAAUUACAAUCCCCUCAAUCCCUCGAUAUUCCAUCAAAUCCCCAAGGAAUUGUGGAUCUUUCAAUUGAUGACAACAAUUGCUUCCUUGCCUUUCCUGCUUCUUCAAACACUGGACAUGUACAUAUUUUUGAUGCCAGGAAUUUAAUUACUGUUUGUCAAAUUACUGCCCAUGAUAGUGUUUUGGCUGCUGUUAAAUUCAACCCGGAAGGAGACAAACUUGCUACAGGAUCAGAGGAGGGAACUGUGAUUCGUGUUUUCUCAAUUCCUGGUGGAGAACGUCUAUUUGAAUUUGUCUGUGGAGUCAGUCGCUGUGUUCAAAUAAGCUCUCUUGCCUUCUCCCAAGAUUCUCGAUUUUUGUGUCUUUCAUCAAACACCGAAACUGUUCAUGUGUUCUCCUUGGCUAAACUUGAUCCUCAAUUGGAGAGGGGAAAAAUUUUUGCGAUAGCUAAACUGCCUAUACUUGGACAUAAAACAGUUGUGGCUAUGCCUAAAGUUCAGGAAAUUGAUUACUUAAUUGUUGCGAGUAUGGAAGGCUAUCUUUUCUGGUACUCAUUGCCUACUUCUAGCGAUGUCAGUGAAUGCAAGCUUCUACGCCAGUACAAAAUUGGGCCUAAAAAGAGUUCUAAGGAUGGAGGUGAAAGAGAAAUUGGUGGAAUUCAAAUAUCAACUCCGCAGACAAAUUUGGAACUAGAUCUUCAAAAUACCCCAGAAGGAUUUUCACAAACUACUGGUUCAUUUAAAACAUUAAGUGGGUCCUCAUCAUUGUUUGGAACUUCAUACACUAGUGUCAAACUUCAACAGCAACUUCAUUCUGCUUCGAAUACACCAAAGGUUCUAUCGACACCUAAACCUUUAUCAACAAAAGAUUUAACUAAAGGUUUUUUUUUGAAAUUUUAG
Molecule: messenger RNA, 1275 nt
Organism: Meloidogyne enterolobii
Lineage: Eukaryota; Metazoa; Nematoda; Chromadorea; Rhabditida; Meloidogynidae
Source: the annotation of a GenBank genome assembly